Molecule: messenger RNA, 2107 nt
Organism: Lepisosteus oculatus (spotted gar)
Lineage: Eukaryota; Metazoa; Chordata; Actinopteri; Semionotiformes; Lepisosteidae
Product: albumin 2-like
Biological process (GO): transport
Cellular component (GO): blood microparticle; cytoplasm
Source: RefSeq, a predicted model, not a curated record
UUUUUGUGAGUCCACCCAUCAAUUUCAUAGUGGGACAAUCAGCUUUUUAAAAAUGAAGUGGGUGACUUUAAUUUCGCUUGUAAUUCUGAUAUCCUUUGCUCAGUGUUUGGAUCUGAGGAGACAAAAAAGAGAAGCAAACACGAUUUGUCAGUAUUAUACUGCUUUAAAAGAAGAAGGAUUCAAAGCCAUUGUACUUGUUGGUCUGGCUCAGAACCUGCCCAAGAGUACGUUUGAAGAGCUUGUUCCACUGAUCCGACAGAGCACAGCUGCAGCACAGGGCUGUUGUGGUGAUUCCCCAAGUGCUGACUGCUCGAAAGACGAGAAAGAACUUUUCCAAGGUGUGGUCUGCUCAUCGCAGGAGGUUGUUACUAAAAACGAGCUUGCCGACUGCUGCGCCAAGCAGGGAGAAGAGAGAACCAAAUGUUUCAUAGAGCACAAAAAGAAAAUUCCCCGCGACCUGUCUUUAAUGCACCACCUACCAGCAAGUGAGAAAUGUGAAGAGUUUGAAAAAGACCACAUUGGAUACAUGGGACACUUCAUUUUUCGCUUCUCGAAGCGAAACGUUCUGCUGCAGCCACAGGUCAUACUGGGGAUUGCUGACGGGUAUGAGAAGACCUUGACAGAAUGCUGUAAAGCGGCAGACGCUAAGCACUGUCUUGACGCAAAAAAAGCUGCCCUUCAACGUGUUAUUGAAGACCGAAUCACAGAGCUGAAAUCUAUUUGCGUGAUUUAUCAGAAGUAUGGACUGCGGAUUUUGAAAGCCAAGAAACUAGUUCAGUACAGUCAAAAACUACCACAAGCAACCUUUGAAGAAGUUGUAGACAUGACUGACAGAAUUGCAGCUAUGACAGCCACCUGUUGCAGUGGAGAUAUGAUCCAAUGUAUGAAACAAAGGAAAGAAUUAGUAGAUACUGUCUGCUCCAGAGAUGACACCCUGACUAGAACUAAGCAUCUGGCCGAGUGUUGUAAGGCCUCUGUCAUAGAUCGUGGAGCAUGUAUUGAGAGAAUGAAGGCAGAUGACAAACCUAAAGACCUGUCUGCUAAAGUUGAAAGUUUCAUCAAGGAUAAAGAUAUCUGUCAAAAGUACAAAGCUGACCAUGACGCAUUCCUAGGAAGAUUUAUUUAUGAAUAUUCAAGAAGGCAUCAAGAGCUGUCAAUCCAGAUGAUCUUGAGGAUAGGCAAAGCCUAUGAAGAAAUUUUGAAAAAAUGUUGUGAGACUGAUGAUCCUCCAGCCUGCUAUGGAUCAGCUGAUGCAGAUCUUGCAAAGGCUAUUCAUGAAAAUCUACAGCACUUUAAAGGCAUGUGUGAAAUUGAAAAGCAAAAAGGAGAAGACACUUUUGAAAAAUUAAUGCUUGUUCAAUAUACAAAAAUAAUGCCCCAGGCUCCUUUUGAAGGACUAAAUGUUGUGGCACAUAGAAUUGGUGAUGUCAUUGACUUCUGCUGUAAAAGUAAAGAUCUAGAUCACACCUUGAUGCCUUGUGCUGAGGAAAGACUGACUAAUGUUAUUGAUCAGACAUGCUCUGAAACUGAUCCUGCUACCGUUAACCCUCACAUUGACCAAUGCUGCAAGGAGUCUUACUCAGCAAGAAGACCCUGCAUCCUCAAAAUCCAGCCAGACCAAGAGUUCAAGCCACCAGCUCUUACAGAUGAUUCAUUCCCUAUUGGGGCAGCUCUGUGUGACAUGAAACCACAUGACUUAUUUGGUGCAGCUAAGAGGCUUCUUUACACUCUGGUGAGGAUGAAAACUACCAUAACAAAUGAUCAACUUCAAACAAUCUCUAAACAUUUCUAUGACAUAAAAGACAAGUGCUGUGCUGAAGCUGACAAAGCAGCCUGCUUUGCAAUAGAGAAACCAAAACUAGUGGCUGAGAGUCAAGCCCUUCUUCAGGCCUAAUAUAUUCAGGUUUCACUGGAGAAGACAAAAAGAAGAAGCCAUAUCUAACAGUAUACCUUUCUUCAACGAGUCAUGAGAUCAUGAGUUGCAAAAAACGAUCGUGCUGCUGUGUAAUCUCAAUCCAUGGGCCCGUUCUGAGCUGCCAACUACAGAGUCUAUAUGGUGUAAUCAUUUUGAUAAUCAAAGCAAGUAAUAAACUGAACUAAUUAGAAA